Messenger RNA from Venturia canescens, 2417 nucleotides. RefSeq names its product cytochrome P450 6k1-like. The transcript is spliced from 5 exons. The coding region runs from base 454 to 1965 and encodes 503 amino acids. The record is from RefSeq and is a predicted model, not a curated record. NCBI's taxonomy places the organism in Eukaryota, Metazoa, Arthropoda, Insecta, Hymenoptera, Ichneumonidae. Gene Ontology annotation, molecular function: oxidoreductase activity, acting on paired donors, with incorporation or reduction of molecular oxygen; heme binding; iron ion binding.
CACAGAUAGCGCUGCGGAUCGAUCCGACAAAUAUGGCGCGAAAUUUUGAAUCGAAAGCAAGGAUGAGAAGUUGUUCGUUAAUUUAUUACAACUAUGGUGAAUUAUUUUUUUCGUUAUCAUGUAUUAUUUUGUAAGCGUGGAAUAAGAAAUGGAGGGGCGUAUAAUUGCAUUAAUCGAACCGUAAAGAGACGAAUUGAUGCAUAUAACGAGCACGAUUCGUGAUUCACGCGCAUAAUAUCUUUCGAGUAAGGAUCGCUAAGCGGCUAAUUGGAAAAAAAGAUAACGGAUUGGAAAAAAAAAAAAAAAAAAAAACUCAAAGUAUUAUCUCGGAUUGAAAAGAACGAUUGAAGGUUGGGGAAAGCGAUAUAUACUAGAGUCUAAAUAUUAAAAUGGAACGUGUACGUACGUGAAAUAAAAAAUAAUCGCAGUGCUAUAUAAUUGAGGUGCCACAAUAUGGAAGCUAAAUCGUUCGUAUCGUGCGUGGCGGCAAUAACUGUCGCAUUAAUAAUAACGAGUAUAUAUUAUAUUUACGCUAAAUACAAAUUGUCAUAUUGGAAAAGAAGAGGCAUUAAAUCACCACCGAGCCAUAUUAUCUUCGGAAAUAUGAGAGAAUCGAUUUUAUUGAAAAAAACUCCGGGACAAGUGUUGCGAGAUAUUUAUUACAGCGUUGAUGCGGACGAGCCGUUGGUCGGAUGUUACCUAUUCCACAAACCCUUGCUCAUCGUUCGUAGCCUAUCGCUCAUUAAACAAUUUAUGAUUAAAGAUUUUGAGACAUUUCCGAAUCGUGGCUUCGGCGGUAAAAGCGAAGCUGAUCCUCUGGGCUACGUAAGUUUGCUAGGGAUAAGAAAACCUCGUUGGAAAUAUUUACGUGGCAAACUCACGCCCUGCUUGACGGGACAAAAAUUACGUAACAUGCUGCCUCUCAUUAUCGAAUGUUGUCACAAACUUGUCGAUCAUAUCGAAACGCACGAAUUCGCGGAGGAGGCGAAUUCUCAAUAUUUUGAGCUCAAGAGCACCGCUGGUAAAUAUUGCACCGACGUAUUUGCCUCCACCGCUUUUGGCGUUACCACCAAUUCUUUCGAUGAGAACGAAAACGAAUUUUGGCAGGCUGGUCAAAGGGUGCUGGCAGGCUUGAAACGUGGCAUUAUACUAAUCAUUCAUUUCUACCUUCCGGAAUUGAUCCCGAUUACGUCGCUAGUUUCGAAACGACCAGCCCAAUUUUUCAGCCAUGUAUUUUGGGAUUCUUAUAAAACGCGCGAGCGCGUUGGUAACAAAAGAGGCGACCUCGUGGAUUUUCUAAUGGAAUUGAAGAACGGCGUUGUUGAGAAAAAUCCUCACUUCGUAUUCGAUGGUGACAACCUGGUAGCUCAGGCGGUAUCAUUUUACGUUGCUGGAUUUGAGGCAACCUCGACAACGAUAGCUUUCGCUCUGUAUGAUUUGUCGAAAAAUCCUAUUUACGAGGCCCAAGCUUACGAGGAAGUAAUUCGAAUCGCUGCCCACCAAGAAUUUACGAUGGAAAUGUUAAACGAUAUGACAUUUCUGGAUAAAUGUAUAAACGAGAGUCUACGCUUGCACCCGCCUCUCCCAAUGGAGGAUCGAAUUUCCGUACGAGACUACCGAAUUCCGGGCACGGACAUUAUAAUAGAAAAGGGCACGACUAUUUACGUUGCGACUUGUGGCACGAAUACGGAUCCGCGAUUUUUCAAAAAUCCGGAAAUUUUCGAUCCGACAAGGACAGACGCGAACGAUCUUGGAUUUUCGGCGGCGCAUUUGUCCUUCGGCAUAGGCCCGAGAUCCUGCAUAGGGCAACGAUUCGGUCUUGUUAUAACGAAAAUAGCAAUUGCAAUGAUUCUGCGAAAGUACACAUUGAUUUCAAAAACAUCGGGUGAUUGUGAAUUAAACGCAGGCUCAGUUUUUACAACCGCCGUUGAUGGGAUACCGUUGGGUUUGAAAAAAAGGAAUUAAAUCAUUUCAAUGCCGAUUAAUUUGCGUGCAAAACACUCGCGAAAAACGUAUUUCCUCUGUAUUUUCAUUUAUUGCUUGCACGAGGAUCGAUAUUUAGUCGACAAAAUUUUACUGGCUCGCGCUCGUUAACCGAGUAAUUACUGUUGCUACCACGUAUAUAAAUAUCAAAGGGAGCCCCUGCCUUUUUAAAGCGUCGAUUUAAAUAAAAAUUCUCCCAAAAACACGUAAAUUUCAACUUUAACAUUUCUGUGCAAAUUUCAUGGAUACGUUUGUUGAUCCAUUUUUUUCACACAACUAAUAUAUAUAUAUAUACAUUUUUUGUUUGUCCGGAAUAUACUAUGAUAACACAAUAUUACAAAACAACAAGCGCUUCGGUUGCGUUAGUCAAUUGACUCGAUUAUCCUACAACGUUUUCAUCGUCGAAUAACAUAAUAUAACGGCGCUUAAUUUUA